Molecule: messenger RNA, 890 nt
Organism: Photinus pyralis (common eastern firefly)
Lineage: Eukaryota; Metazoa; Arthropoda; Insecta; Coleoptera; Lampyridae
Product: chymotrypsin-1-like
Exons: 3
Coding region: 32-814 (260 amino acids)
Biological process (GO): proteolysis
Molecular function (GO): serine-type endopeptidase activity
Source: RefSeq, a predicted model, not a curated record
UUUAUCUUCACUUAGUUACAUAGCUUUGAAUAUGACGCUAGUCACUGCUUGGCUUCUCGUCUUGGGGUUUUGGGGUAGUUCGGUCGAAGGCACAUUCGAAAAUGGUAGAGUGAUCGGGGGCUCCCCUGCGCCCGACAACGCUUACCCUUAUCAUAUAGCGAUAUGGCGACGUGAUUGGUCAUUAAAAUGGGUAUAUCAUUGUGGAGGAUCGAUUAUUAACGAGCGACAUGUGCUGACAGCGGCCCAUUGUGUUUCGGGUGGACAGGAUGCCGCGAAUUUCAGGAUUGUUGCCGGGAAUCACAAGUUAAGCGACGUCCAGCAGGCUGUCUACGCCGUUUCUGAGAUUAUCAUCCACGAAGACUUUGAACGCUUCGCGUUGAAUGACGAUAUAGCCAUACUGAAACUGAACGAAGCUAUCACAUAUGGUGUAAGAAUUCAACCUGUAGGGCUAGCCGAAGUGUAUCCACCACCGGGUACCAACUGCACGGUGACGGGAUGGGGCCUUGUGGGGUAUCCGUCGUAUAACACUCCCGACGAACUGCAAUACAUACAACUAAAAACCAUUUCUCUCGACGAAUGCAAGGCAAGAUUGGCACCUGUCGGUGUGGCUGUCAGCGACGAGCAAAUCUGCACACUUACCAAAGCAGGAGAAGGUGUCUGCAAAGGCGACUCCGGAGGACCACUUGUGGACAACGCUAGUGGUAAACAAAUCGGCGUGGUUUCGUGGGGGCCGUAUACGUGCGCUUCCGGAUAUUCGGAUGUUUACACGAACGUUUAUGCGUAUCGAAGCUGGAUAGGUCAACAUAGCGGUUAGGGUAUCUAGGUGGAGAAACGGUCGUAUCUUUUGUUCUCGGUAUCUUAAAGUUAAUAAACCUUAUCAUCGAGAAGUA